AUGGAGCCUUAUAUAUGGAUAUUUUUAUUAUUUGCCCUGCACAGCAACAACUUCCUGACCGUCGCUGACCAAACAGUUUUCAUGUCUUACCCACAAGCCCACACAAUCUUCCAGAGACAUAAGCGUGCCAACGCAUUCUUUUGGGAGGAAUUUUUUCAGGGAAAUUUGGAAAGAGAAUGCCAUGAGGAAAAGUGUAACAAAGAAGAAGUCCGAGAGGUAUUCGAGGACAACCAGAAAACAGACAACUUUUGGACAAUAUACUAUGAUGGGGACCAGUGUGACUCUAAUCCUUGCCAACAUGGUGGCACCUGUAAAGACAUGAUAGGUGGCUACGCUUGCAAGUGUCCUGACAUGUACAUUGGGCUCAACUGUGAAAAGGAUAUAUCAGAAUGCCCUUCAGAAGGCCCUCUGGCUUGUGAACACUUCUGCAAGCCCAUGCAAGGAUCAUUCCGUUGUUUCUGUGCCAAGGGCUACAGCCUUCAAAGCGACGGCAGGAGCUGCAUACCUCAAGUUCAGAACCCCUGUGGGAACCUGGGCAUCUCCUCUGACACUUCUGCAAGUCUGAAUAUGAACCAAAAUGACCUCAGCAACAAGGUCUGUCCCCAAGGACACUGUCCAUGGCAGGUGACCUUUGUGGAUGGCAAUGGUGAAGUAGUAUGUCACGGUGCAAUCCUGGGAAAGAGGUCUGUGCUAACUACAGCUGGAUGUAGGACAGCAGACAAAGACCUUUCCAUGGUCUUUGCAGGCCAAUCAAAUGAAAAACGGAAUGCUUCAAAGGCAAUCCUUCAUAAGACACUUCAUAAGAGGUACAUAUCAGGUCAUCCCGACGACGACUUGGCUUUUUUGAUGCUAAAGGAGCCAGUUAUCCUAGGUUUGGACACUAUGCCCCUCUGCCUCCCAGAGAAAGACUUCAGUGAGAACAUCUUGAUGAAAAGUGGCAGAGAGGGUGUGGUGGUGGGUGGGGACAGUCACGCUUCAUAUGUCUCAUUGGAUGACUGCCAUGCCACACUCAACCUGACUUUCUCCUUGACCAAUAAGAUGUUUUGUAUGGAGGAACAAAAGCCAGCACUUAUCCCAUGGAAAAGGUUACAGCUCAGAAAGGUUAAGUGUGAUCUUAAGUCUGGGACUCCUGUUGCUACAGUGGAAGGAAACACAGCUUUUCUGACUGGACUCUUUGUGUCUGAAAACGACUGUAAUCAGGGACUAGUGUUCACCAAAGUCUCACGCUAUCUACAAUGGAUACGUCAACUACUUAUGAUUUCUGAGGCGGAACAGAGAUGACAUAUGAAGUCAAAA
Electrophorus electricus (electric eel) is the source of this 1296-nucleotide messenger RNA. RefSeq names its product protein Z, vitamin K-dependent plasma glycoprotein b (gene prozb). Gene Ontology annotation, molecular function: calcium ion binding; serine-type endopeptidase activity. NCBI's taxonomy places the organism in Eukaryota, Metazoa, Chordata, Actinopteri, Gymnotiformes, Gymnotidae. Gene Ontology annotation, cellular component: extracellular region. Gene Ontology annotation, biological process: blood coagulation; proteolysis. The record is from RefSeq and is a predicted model, not a curated record.